UAAUAACAGCGUAGACAUGCGUUUAAGGAACGUUUUAGGCAUGUCGCUGAAAAUUUAACAUGGCGCUGUUUUGUUGUUAGUGUAGUGCAACAUUUCCUUUUCUAACAGGUGUUGAAGUGUCUAAAUUCAAUAUUAAUGGAUAUCAAAAUGGAGUGGGUUGGAUAUCUCAAAUUUCCAGAUCAUAUUCAAUAUUUAAUUGAAAAUAAAGUUGCAAAGCUUUCAUCAACGUCAAAGAAGGAGGAAUGGUUAGAAUGUCUUGCUUCAUUGAAGAAAUUUAAGUUUUACAUAUGGAAUGUUCCAGUUGGUGAUGAUUCUAAUACAUUUCCAAGUCAUAAAUGGACAUUUAUCCAUCACGCUGCCUUUCACAAAGCACCAUUGUAUAUUUUGCAAAUUAUGAAUGUUGAUAAAUAUCCCUUGUCAUUGCCAGAUGGUGAAGGCAGGUUACCAAUAGACCAUAUGGACCCAUUUAUGACACAAGAUUACAAAGAUCUAUUGACACCUGUUUAUAAGUUAAAUGUUCUGCCACUGGAGUUAAAGCUUAUCCAAGUGAAUUUCCAUGCUGUUAUCCAAGAUCGUAUCGAAACAAUGAUUGAAAAAUAUAACUUAAUCUUACCAGUCCUGUCAGUUCUGUUAGAAGAUAUUUCAACAUUCGAUAAAGUUUAUUUCGAUGUGCCAGGCAUGCAUGGUGGAUUUACCUACUGGUUCCAGCUGGAUAAAAGUAAAACUGAAGUACUUUCAUUGUGGUGUCGAAGUUCAUCAAAACUUGCUGGUUAUUCAGAACAGUUACAUGAAUGUACAGCAGAAGGAUGGGCUUUAGUGAAGAAAGAGAAAAAAGUUCACUUUUAAAUUCAAGGUCGAAAGACCUGUUUAAAUAUACGCACAUGGCAAAAUAUUUUCAUAUAGCAAUUUUUUUAUGUCACUCGUUCACAAUAAUGAUUUAUUUUAAAUUAUUGUACAAUUUACUGUUUAUUGUGUCAGUUAUCUAGUUAUUUCUAAAUCUAAAGCAAAUUAUUAAUAUACUUUUCCUAUAUUUGAAUAAAGCCAAGCUGUAUUCAAGCUACUCACACAGAGUAAGUUAAAAAAUUGGCUGCUUUGGACAGGAUUAAGUUUCAGUUAGUCAUUUUACAAUGUAUAUGAAUGAAAUAUAUUUUACAAUAAUAACACCAGCGUACAACAGCAUUUGGUCAUAUUGGUUAUGUCAUUAUUAAAGAUAUUACGUAAAAUUCUAUCAUUUAAAAUGUUCAAUGAAUUUUAUGUCUUGUACCAAGAAAUUAUUUGUGUACUAUCUCCCACAUAUUCCAUUUUCUCCGAUCAAAUAUUCAUGACGUAACCAACACGAUUUGAUCAUAUUGGGUAUGUCAUUAUUAACGAUGGUAAUAUAUCUUUUCUUCUGUGUGCUAAGAAAUUGUAUAUCAUCUUCACUAUAUACAACUUCGCCUCUUUCAAAUAAACAACCUGAUUGUCAUUUUUUGUCACAUUUUUCCAUAAAUUGCAAUUUUUCAGUUUAUUAUUUAUAUAUAAAUGAAUUUAUAAUUUAUUAACUUGUAACAUUUAUAUAUAAAAUAUAUGUUUUUUAAAACUAUUUAUAUAAAAAUACAUUGCAUUUUUCCUAUACCAUGUACAAGUAUUUUAAAAGCAUUUGAUUCGCUUUUGCAAUUUUUCUUACUUAAAUUUGUAUAAGUAUAUUCUUAGUAUUGAAUUUAGGCUCUUAUCACUGAUAUCAGCAGUAUAGUCACAUUUUACUUAUGGGGAGUUCCUUUCUCAGUUUAAAAAUAUUGAUAUAUUUUUUGUAUUUUUUUUUUGUAUUUCCGCUACUGUAUUAAUUCUGUAGUAUUUUAUUUUAUUUCUGAGUUUUCAUCAGAUCCUGCAUAAAAAUUAUGCCAGUAAACAAACUUUUGUUUUGUGAGUCUAAACAGCCUUUACAAAAUCACAAAUGUCCAAAAAAAUUGAAAUUUGUGUGGUCAAAAAAAUUUUUUUAGCAAUUUUUUUCUAUCCUUGUAAAAUUUAAUUAUAAAAAAUUGCUUUUAUUGUCAUGAAAAGUCUCAUUUUUGAUAUGUUUUGUUUUUACAUAAAGUUUUUCUGUUACAAUGAUUUUGUUUUCAUUAUUUUAUUUUUCUAUGGAAGUCUUUGUGUCAGGAUUAUCUGCAUGCUUAAUUUCUGGACUUGUAUUUGACGUUAAAUCCCCUGUCUGGCUUUAUUUCCUUGAAAAGAACUUAAGUUUUAUAUUGUUAUUGAAUUAUUUCAUGAAAAAUGUAAAUACACUGUAAAAUGAGCAAAUAUAAACGUCUCUCUUUACUGGUAAACUUGUCUAAUUCUUUCUGAAUUAACAUAUAUUAUAUUUUGUUGUAUUUUAUAUUAAACACGAACUUUAAAACAGUCAUUUGUUUACUUACUAUUUCCAGAGCAUUUUUGUUUUAUAUUUUAGGACAGAAUAUGUUUGCAAAUGGCAAUGAGUUUGAUGGAAAGUUAUAUUUUAUGGAAAGUUUGAAAAAUGCUAUUGAUUCAGUUUCUCGCUUAAAUGCAUACUCAAGCGAAAGUGAAUGGCUUGGAAGUUUGACUGCACUUGAUAAUUAUGAUGGGUAUAUUUGUAACGAACUACACUCACAGGAAAAUAAAUUUCCCAGUCGACGUUGGACAUUUUUACACCAUGCUGCAUUUUAUUAUGCACCCAUAUCUGUACUUGAAGAGAUUAAAGCCAAAAAGUUUGUUAUGUCUUUAAAAGAUGCAGAAGGACAUAUGGCUAUAGAUCAUGUAAAAAGUACUGCUUCUCCGUCUUAUAAAAACUUGUUUAAACCUAGAUUUAAGAUUGAAAAUAUUGAUCUAAAAAAGUUGAAUAAAAUUGAGAAAACAUUUCAUGGGGUUAUAAACUCACGUGUCGAAGAUCUUGUGAAUGAACACAAUCUCAUUCUUCCGACUAUUUCUGUUCUUUUGGAGAAGGCGGUUAAAACAGAGGAGUUUUGGUUUGCUGUGCCAGGAAUGUUUGGAGGGUUUACAAUAGAAUUAAAGUAUAAUGAUGAAAUGACAGAUGUGGAAGCGGUAAAUACAACCAGCUGGUGUCGAGCUGCUGCAGGAUCAUGUGAAACUUAUCUUUGUACUGAAAACAAUGUUACUUUAGAAGACACAGGCGAAUGUAGAAUUAUGUACUUUUUUUACGAAUAGAAAUGUUGUGUUCCUAAAAAACAUGGUAUACAUAGGGUCUAAAUAUACCCCGUCCAACCCAUGCUAGCAUGGAAAACGGACGUUAUGGCAAGAAUGAUAAUGAUGAUGAGGAUGUUGAUGAUGAUGAUGAAUGUUGUUAAAGGGGCUACAAAACUGAUUGUUGGAUUUUGAAUUUAGUAACCUAUAUAGAGGUCAAGCUAGUUUGUGAAAAUUUGUAUGAGCACUAAAGACAAAAAUAGCAUCCAAAAAAGGGGCCAUCCAUAAAGGACGUGCAAGCAAGUUUUCCCAUUUUUUACCCUCUCCCUUUCACCUAUCCGUUUUUUUUCUACACCUUCCUAUGCCCAUGCAGACACAAAUUGAUUCAUUACUUGAAGCUUGUAGAGCUACACAGGAAAAGCAGAAAAAUUCCCUGGACAAUAAAAACUAUUAAUAAUCAUCUAUUUAAAAUGCUUCUUAUGUAGGUGGAUAACAAACGACUUGUAACAGUGUUAUCUUAUGUUAAAAACAACAACAAAAUCAACAAGAAAUACAAAAAAUGUCUACAUAAAGGAUGUCUACUUAUGGCUGAACAUCCUUCCCCUGUCUGCUUUUAUCUCCAUUUUUGUUACCCCUCCCCAAAGGUGCAGGCGUCCUUUAUAGAUGAGCCCAUAUUAGAAAUCCAAAUAUAACUGAAAAUGACAGAAAAGUACCCUCCAUAUAUUUGAUUUCCGUAAUUUAUUGAUAUAAACCAAGCUAACACUAAUGGUGGAAAUCUAACUUAAACAGAUUUGUAGCUCCUUUAAAUAAAUCCGUCCCUUGUGACUGAAUGUUUUUAUAUAUUUAAUUUACCAAACAGCUUUUAUUUUAAGUAGUUAAAGAAUGUAUGUAGAAUUAAGCUCAUUUUAACUGUAUGAACAAUUUUUUUAUGUAAGUUCUCUGUGAGGGUUCCUAAAAAGUGCAAUAACUUUGUUUCUCACAGAAACAUUUUGGAGACGCACAAGAUAAAUUUCGUAGCUUUUUUUCUUAUUUUUUUUAAUUUAUAGUAAUUUUGGUGCCAAUUUGUUUUCAAUGCAAGAUUUUUUCCUAAUGUAUAUAGCUGCAAAUAUCUUGAUAGUUCGUAUAGUAUAAAGAAGCAAAUUUUUGUAGAUAUGUUGUUAUAAUCACUCUAUAAUAAAUUUGUAUAGUUUUUAUAUAAUUUUGUAGUUCUCAGCACUCUUUUUUUAAGUAUGGUGUCCACAUAAAAAUAUUUAUAAAAAUAUUCACUUCCAAGUUUUUUAUAAUGAAGGAAGAAUUUGUGUAUUCAGGAUUGAUUUAAAUUCUACUAUCACACUCUUUUUUGGCCUAAUUUCUCAACAGCAUCCAAUAAUUCUCCUUGUUUUACUUUUAUAAACACUGCUCACCUUGUCAUACAAACAAAGAUGGGAAUACACAAUCAAUUUAAACGGAACAGUAUAAACUGACAUUUUUUAUCCAUUUAAACUGGUUACUGCGACCUUAAUUUUAAAUAAUAAAAUUUCAACAACUUGUGCCUCAAAAGUUCUAGCCAAACUAGUCUUAACACCUUCCUAGCCUAGGGUCUUAUUUGUGGUUGAAAGUAUUUUUUUCUUACUAAUUCUAAUAUUUGUUUUUAUAAUCUUAGAAGCAUUUUAUCCAACCCCCAACGCUCUUGUAAACUAGGUUCUUUUAAAAAGUGUAUACUUUUAAAUUUUUUUUAUCUAG
Hydractinia symbiolongicarpus is the source of this 4857-nucleotide messenger RNA. RefSeq lists its product as uncharacterized. The transcript has 2 exons. The record is from RefSeq and is a predicted model, not a curated record. Lineage: Eukaryota; Metazoa; Cnidaria; Hydrozoa; Anthoathecata; Hydractiniidae. Bases 2434 to 3159 code for a protein of 241 amino acids.